UCAAAAUAGUUUAAUUUGUUUAUAUUUAUAUUUUAUAAUGUGUUUAAUGUUAAGUUUAGUGAUUAUGUGAAGCACGUGUUUGAGUGAUGUCGGGAGUGCCGGGAGCAAUCGUGGCAUGUGUGUGGUAUCCGUAUGCAAAUGUGUAAACUUUCGGUAUGGGUCGCGAUUAGAGUCAACGGUCGAACGUUUGAAGUACAAGUACAAGUACAAUCUAUAUAAACCGGUACAACCGACGCUGGGUUUUUAAACGUUUCUCCAAGUUUCAAACUUUUAAAAUUAACUUUAAAUAGUGUUAUAAGUUUUCCACGUGGAUGUACACUCAGCACGAUAUUCAAAAUGUGUUGAUUCUGCAUUGUGCACACACACACACACACCGAUACGAUUGCUUCAGCCUGUCCUGCGUUAUUAAACACGUUUCUCAACGGCUUGCCAGCGCGCCUGCGACUCCUGCGAGUGCUGUUUUUAUUUAUCAUUCAACAUUCAGCUGCCGGCCAAGUGGCACGGCGUUUUCGCGUCCGCGUGUUUUUGAAACAAAAACAAAAUACAAACAUACUAAUAAUAACACGGGUUAAGUUUAUAUCGCAAGUGUUUUUAAUUAAUUAAUUACCAAAUAGUUGAUAUUUUGAUUUUGAGUGAUCGGUAAUGUAACGUGAUUGUUGGUGUGUAAAUUAUUAGUAAUAUUUUCUAACGCGUGAAAAUGUCAGAGAAAAAGGGUAGCGUUAAGGAGUUCGCGCCGUUGUACCAGCCGCUGGCGAAGAACAACGACGAUAUGGAGAUGGAUCCGAUUGACCACGACGGUGGAGAUGAUAAACGGACGAGGUUUCAAGUGAAUCGGGUGAGGAAUGAGACGCCGGAGAGGUCGAAUGGUGGUGAUGCUGUCGUGGACGUCGGGCGCGAGGAAGACGAAGAGGAUGAUGAGCUGCACGAGGCGAAUGAUCGCACCAGGCUUAAUUCGGAGACUUAUGACACGAAAUAUGUCAAAAGUUUCAGACACUUGACGCGGGAAGCUCUUCCACGUUUAGACAAUUACAGAAACAUUAUGUCCUUACAGGCGGCGAACAGGCCGACGCUGGACGAAUUACAUAAUGCCACGCUGCCCAAUAAGAUGCAACAAUCUCCUUUGCAUGGGUUAAACGGCAAAGAUCCAAACGGAGAGGGUCAAUUAAAGUUUGGCUGGAUACAGGGUGUGCUGGUAAGAUGUCUCCUGAACAUUUGGGGUGUGAUGCUCUUCCUGCGGCUGUCCUGGGUCGUAGGUCAAGCCGGGGUCGGACAAGCAGUAUUAUUAAUUUUAACUACGACGGCCGUCACCUCAAUAACGGCACUUUCGAUGUCAGCUAUCAGCACAAAUGGUGUCAUCAAAGGAGGUGGGACUUAUUACAUGAUAUCAAGAAGUCUUGGUCCGGAGUUUGGCGGUUCCAUUGGUCUUAUAUUCUCGUUGGCGAAUGCCGUCGCCUGCGCCAUGUACGUGGUGGGCUUUUGCGAGUCAAUAUUAGCUCUUCUACAUGAUUACGGCUUGUACAUCAUUGACGGUGGUGUACAGGAUGUACGGAUCAUCGGAUCGAUCACCAUAUUAAUUCUAUUGAUCAUUGUUGUUGUUGGCAUGGAAUGGGAGGCUAAAGCACAAAUGGGUCUCCUGGUCAUUUUGUUAGUCGCCAUCCUUGAUUUCAUCAUUGGUAGCCUGAUUCCACCUAAAGAUGAGUACAAAGCAAAGGGUUUUAUUGGCUAUAAUGCAACGUUAUUUAUGGAGAAUUUAUCACCGGAUUAUCGGGAAGCAGAUGGAGUCCAACACAAUUUCUUUUCAGUGUUUGCCAUUUUCUUUCCGGCUGCGACAGGCAUUUUAGCUGGGGCCAAUAUUUCUGGUGAUUUACGUGAUCCACAAAAAUCUAUUCCUAAGGGAACAAUUUUGGCAAUCUUGAUAACUACAGCGAGUUAUAUCGUAAUGGCGAUUAUUGUGGGAGCUACAGUCGUCCGAGAUGCAACUGGAAAUGUUACCGAUUUAUACAAUGGUACAUUCAGGGACUGCGCAAAUAUAACUUGUGAAUUUGGAAGCCAAAAUAGCUUCCAAGUCAUUGAACUCGUCUCCUGGAUUGGCCCUGUUAUAUACGCUGGUUGCUUUGCGGCCACUUUGUCUUCCGCGCUAGCAUCACUUGUUUCCGCACCCAAGGUCUUCCAAGCACUUUGUAAGGAUAAACUUUACCCGAAGAUUGAAUGGUUUGCGAAGGGUUAUGGGCAGAACAACGAACCAGUUCGCGGCUAUAUCUUAACCUUCGUGAUCGCUGUCGCUUUUAUUCUAAUUGGCGAAUUGAACUUGAUCGCACCGCUCAUUUCCAACUUCUUCCUUGCUGCGUAUACGCUCAUCAACUUCUCGACGUUCCACGCCUCGCUGGCGAAACCAGUGGGCUGGCGACCGACGUUUAAGUACUACAACAUGUGGCUGAGUCUUCUCGGCGCCAUAUUAUGUAUUUUGGUGAUGUUCUUGAUCUCCUGGGGAACGGCGCUUUUAACACUGGCUGUUGUGUUGGCUUUAUAUCUUAUUGUGGCUUAUAGAAAACCGGAUGUUAACUGGGGAUCAACGACUCAGGCGCAGAUCUAUAAGAAUGCUUUACAAAGCGUGCAUCAAUUAAACAAUGUAGAGGAACACGUUAAGAAUUACCGACCACAAAUAUUAGUGUUGUCUGGUAUGCCAAACACUAGGCCAGCUAUAGUGGAUUUCGCAAAUUUAAUCACAAAGAAUACAUCGAUGCUUGUUUGUGGUCACAUUAAUAACAGCAUUUCCGCUCAAAAGUGGCGGAAACAAGCACAACAGAAUGAGCAGGCACAACAAGCGCAGUCCUGGUUUAAAAUGCACAAAAUGAAAUCUUUUUAUAUGGCAGUAGAUGGAUAUGGCUUUGAAGAUGGUUCUAGAGCAUUGAUGAAAGCUUGCGGCAUUGGCAAGUUACGCCCGAAUAUUUUAAUGGUUGGACACAAGGGCGAUUGGCAAAAAUGCGCAAGUAGUGAUUUGGAUGCAUAUUUUGAAGUUUUACAUCAAGCAUUCGAUAUGUACAUGGGCGUGGGCAUCCUCCGUCUUCAAAACGGCUUAGAUAUAAGUGAUCAAAUAACCGACGAACAUCAAAAUGGAUCUAUCACAAGGAAUCAAUCGUACAGUCAUUUAUCACAUUCGAGUAGUUGUAGUGAUGUUUCCGUGCCAGCUACACCAAUUGCUAAAAACAAGAACACAGUUAAUAACAGCCCAAAUGCCGACGAUGAAUCCCUUUCAAAGAAGAAAGUUAGAUCCGUUUCGGAUGAUGCACUUGCUGAUGGAAACACCGAAUUACCCAGGGGAGAUCAAAGAGAGUAUGUUACCAUUCCAGAAAAAGCAGAAACGCGGCGGUACCAUUGAUGUGUGGUGGUUGUACGACGAUGGAGGUUUGACUCUUCUGUUGCCGUAUAUUAUCAGUACAAGAAGAAAUUGGGGUAAUUGCAAAUUGAGAGUGUUUGCAUUGGCAAACAAACGCGAUGAGUUAGAAUUUGAACAUCGCAAUAUGGC
Dalotia coriaria is the source of this 3526-nucleotide messenger RNA. Its product is annotated as solute carrier family 12 member 2-like. The transcript is spliced from 10 exons. The record is from RefSeq and is a predicted model, not a curated record. Gene Ontology annotation, biological process: chloride transmembrane transport; sodium ion homeostasis; cell volume homeostasis. Lineage: Eukaryota; Metazoa; Arthropoda; Insecta; Coleoptera; Staphylinidae. Gene Ontology annotation, molecular function: sodium:potassium:chloride symporter activity. Gene Ontology annotation, cellular component: membrane. The coding region runs from base 698 to 3379 and encodes 893 amino acids.